CUGGCCUUUUCCCAGUACUAGCAUCUGCUCCUUUAGAUCCAGACAUGUCCAGUCUCCAGACACUGUGCUCUGGCCUGCCCUUGCAUCCCCUCCCAGAGAACCGGGGACGUUGGAGUGGGGUGCCCCAUGCCCCAGUCAGAACUCCUGGCUUGAGUCCUGCAGAGGAGCAGCUGGCAUUAAGGAAUGCCCUUCGCUACUUCCCCCCAGAUGUCCAGAAACUGCUGGCCCCUGAGUUUGCCCAGGAGCUGCGUCUCUAUGGGCACAUCUAUAUGUAUCGGUUCUGCCCCAACAUUGAAAUGAGGGCCUACCCCAUUGAGCAGUACCCAUGCCGGACCAAGAUGGCUGCCGCCAUCAUGCACAUGGUCAUGAACAACCUCGAUCCCUCCGUGGCCCAGUUUCCCCAGGAGCUUGUGACCUAUGGAGGGAACGGCCAGGUGCUCAGCAACUGGGCUCAGUUCUGGCUGGUCAUGUCCUACUUGUCACAGAUGACAGAAGAGCAGACAUUGGUCAUGUACAGCGGACAUCCUCUGGGUCUCUUCCCCAGCAGCCCUAAUGCCCCAAGGCUGGUGAUCACCAACGGAAUGGUCAUUCCCAACUACUCAUCCAGGACAAUGUAUGAGAAGCUCUUUGCUUUGGGGAACACAAUGUAUGGCCAGAUGACUGCAGGCAGCUACUGUUACAUCGGCCCACAAGGAAUUGUCCACGGCACAGUGCUCACCCUGUUAAACGCUGGCCGUCGGUACCUGGGCGUUGAGGAUUUGACUGGGAAGGUCUUUGUCACUUCUGGACUUGGUGGAAUGAGCGGAGCCCAGGCCAAGGCUGCGGUCAUCGUGGGGUGCAUUGGGGUGAUAGCGGAGGUGGAUAAAGCAGCCCUCCUGAAGCGCCACAAGCAAGGCUGGCUGAUGGAGGUGACAGACAGCCUCGACCACUGCAUCCAGAGGCUCAGAGAAGCAAGGAGACAGAAGGAGGUGCUCAGCCUUGGCUACCAUGGCAACGUAGUGGAUCUUUGGGAGCGCCUGGUACAUGAGCUGGAUGCAACAGGGGAGCUUCUGGUAGAUCUCGGGUCAGACCAGACGUCCUGUCACAACCCCUUCAAUGGUGGCUACUACCCUGUACAGCUUGGUUUUUCAGAGGCUCAGAGCCUCAUGGCCUCCAACCCUUCAGCCUUCAAAGACCUGGUUCAAGAGAGCCUGAGAAGGCAGGUCUCAGCCAUCAACAGACUGGCACAGGAGAACUUCUUCUUCUGGGACUAUGGCAAUGCCUUCCUUUUGGAGGCCCAGAGAGCAGGAGCCGAUGUGGAGAAGAAAGGAGCCGAUAAGACAGAAUUUCGCUACCCCUCAUACGUUCAACACAUUAUGGGGGACAUCUUCUCCCAGGGAUUCGGACCUUUCCGCUGGGUGUGCACAUCAGGGGACCCUCACGACCUGGCUGUCACGGACCAGCUGGCCACGUCUGUGCUGGAGGAGAUCAUUGCUGGUGGAGUGAAGUCAUCUGUGAAGUUGCAGUAUAAGGACAACAUCCGCUGGAUCCGAGAGGCUGCCAAGCAUCAACUGGUGGUGGGCUCACAGGCGAGGAUCCUGUACUCUGACCAGAAGGGCCGAGUGGCCAUCGCUGUGGCCAUCAACCGCGCCAUCACACAUGGGAAGAUCAAGGCACCAGUGGUUCUGAGCCGAGACCACCACGAUGUGAGUGGCACGGACAGCCCUUUCAGGGAGACCUCCAACAUCUAUGAUGGCUCUGCCUUCUGUGCAGACAUGGCUGUACAGAACUUCGUGGGAGAUGCCUUCCGAGGAGCCACCUGGGUGGCACUUCACAACGGAGGGGGCGUGGGCUGGGGUGAGGUGAUCAACGGGGGUUUUGGCCUCGUGCUAGAUGGAACUGAGGAGGCUGAGCAGCGAGCCAAGGCGAUGCUCAGCUGGGAUGUCUCCAAUGGGGUGGCCCGGCGCUGCUGGUCUGGAAACCAGAAGGCUUAUGAGAUCAUCUGCCAGACGAUGCAGGAGAACAAAGGCCUGGUGGUGACACUCCCACACAAGGUGGUGGAUGAUGGCCUGCUCCAGAAGGCGCUGCAGCCCUGA
Messenger RNA from Elephantulus edwardii (Cape elephant shrew), 2075 nucleotides. It is a transcript of the gene UROC1, whose product is annotated as urocanate hydratase 1. NCBI's taxonomy places the organism in Eukaryota, Metazoa, Chordata, Mammalia, Macroscelidea, Macroscelididae. The record is from RefSeq and is a predicted model, not a curated record. Gene Ontology annotation, molecular function: urocanate hydratase activity. The coding region runs from base 45 to 2075 and encodes 676 amino acids. The transcript is spliced from 20 exons. Gene Ontology annotation, biological process: L-histidine catabolic process.